This is a messenger RNA of Pestalotiopsis fici W106-1, 1755 nucleotides long. RefSeq lists its product as uncharacterized. The transcript is spliced from 4 exons. NCBI's taxonomy places the organism in Eukaryota, Fungi, Ascomycota, Sordariomycetes, Amphisphaeriales, Sporocadaceae. The record is from RefSeq and is a predicted model, not a curated record. Bases 1 to 1755 code for a protein of 584 amino acids.
AUGGAUGCGACGGACGCAUUUGGCCAUUAUUACCGUGGCGACGUACAAAAUCGAGAAGAGAUAGCGAAGAACGCCUACAGCAUCGCAAAAGCGCAUCUUGAGCAGACCACUAGUCUCAAGAAUCAUGAGAAAGCGUGGUUGUUUGGCGCGCCCAGUAUUGAAGAUGCACAACGAGCAGUAGCCGAGUCCAUGGCAAACUGCGAGGCCAAGCAUGACUCUUCGAAAGUGCGCAAGUGGCUACAUAGAGCGUCUGAGUUGAUUUGCCACUAUGGAACCGUUCUGGAUGUCUUUGUUCAACAUCAUCCCGAAUAUGUGUCUUUGGUUUGGGGAUUGUGGAAGCUUAUUUUCACAAGCAUUCUAAAUCAUGGCGAGACCCUCAGGGUCUUGGCCAAGUCUAUCACGCAGAUCGGAGAACGGCUCCCGCGCAUUCGAAUUGCAUCGGAGCUAUAUCCAACAGGUCAAAUGAGAAUAGCAAUGGAAAGCCUCUACGUCGAGAUCCUGGGAUUUCUCAUGAAGGCAUAUGGAUGGUGCAAUGAAUCUAUACUCAAGCGUGUUUAUCAUAGCGUCGCGCGGCCUCCGGCAUUGCAAUACGGCGAUACAUUGGAGAGAAUCGAAAUCUGUUCGAACAGCAUUGCCGAGAUCGCUACUCUUGCCUCUCAAGCAGAGCUUCGAGUCAUGCACACUUCUCAAGACGGAAAGUUGGCGGAUAUAAUAUCCAAGCUCGAGACUGCAGACCGAGAGCGAGAAGCCGAGUUUAGAGGUCUCCACCACCUUGUUUCUACUCUCAGCAUUUCACACGAGCAGCUCGAACAGAAGGUCGAUCUUGUGUUAUCGCUACUACACGCUACAGGACUGACAAUCAACGAUCUGCUUGUCAAGACGACUUCAUACCACAGUAUCCAGAUGAACGCUCAUGUCAACACAAAUGAGCGACUAUCAGAUAUGCAAGUGUCUCAAGCAUUAGCCGCAUUGUCGUCUUCGUUUCAAGAUCCUUACACAUGCUACCAACAACAACUCUUGCUGCGCAAGCGGAGGGCAGCGGGGAUUGCGCCAGGUGCCGCGACUAAUGAGUUCUGGCUGUCUCCAGAACUCAGAGCGUUUGCUUCCAACCGUGACUCUGACAUGAUCAUUCUUGCUGGCGCAUUCAACAUCCGUGCUGCAAUUAAAGAUUUUGGAGUUGAUGUGAUUAGCUCGCUGACGCGAUCAAAAAUCAAUACUGUUUGGGCGCUGGAUGGCGCAAACAACGAGGGAACACAAUGGAGCAGUGCAGAUCUCCUCAGAUAUCUCACGUGGCAAGUAUUACGAGCAUGCAACUUCACAGAAAAGCAAAUGUCGGUGCGCUUCUCUCAGUUUCAAACCUCGCAAACUCCACAACAGUGGAUGCAGCUCUUCAAAGAAGCUGUCAAGCAUGUCGGUGACCAAUUGUACUUGGUCGUGGAUCUAGUCGUCAUACAAGCUUCCUUGGCAACCGCAGACGGAUUCAAUAUUGUCGAAGAGUUAAACAAAAUGAUGAAAUCAGAGAGCAAAGGGGCAACCACUUUGUUGAAAAUUAUCGUCAUAAGUUACAACGCAGAUUGGCAUCGAAAUUUACCAUCCGAAAUUGCCGGUUCAGUGAUUCCAGUGACAAAGGCUGCUUCAAGAAAGGUGACAAGAACAUGGAGCAGGACUGCAACAGGGUGGUCACUCCGCUCCAAGAAAAUACCGUUGUUGCAGAACCGAAAGGCCCCUCUCAUAGCUUCCUCGUACAAUGACUGA